Molecule: messenger RNA, 480 nt
Organism: Symbiodinium sp. CCMP2592
Lineage: Eukaryota; Dinophyceae; Suessiales; Symbiodiniaceae
Source: the annotation of a GenBank genome assembly
AUGUGCCGCAUGACGAAUGCUACAAGUUCUGCACAUCUGCCGACGUGCGGCCAAAGUGAUGUGCGGGACCUCCUCGCCAGCUGCGAGGUUGACAUUUCCCUGCUUCAGAGGCAUGCUGCCCACGAUGCCGCAAUUUCUGAGAAGCUGGCCGAGUUCCUGCAAGAGCGUGCUGAGCAGAGCGCAAACAGCCUGGAGGAGGAACUCGAGCGGGACGGUGACAUUCUGUCCUGCUGGCAGCUGCUGGGCUGUGGGGUCGGCUUAACAAGCCCAGACCAGCGGAAAUCUACGGAUGGAUACCGGCCACAGGAGCGAGGUGCUAUGCUUCUCGCUGCGGAGAAGCUGAUACCAGCAGCUUGGCUCGUGUUCCUUUCAAGAGAGCCACAUGGAUUUUGGCGCCGUGGGUUCGGCAGCGCCCAGCACGCGAGCCCGACCUUGCGGAAAGCGCUCCACUCCACAUCAUGUGAAGAACCACAACCAUGA